This is a messenger RNA of Clupea harengus (Atlantic herring), 1449 nucleotides long. RefSeq names its product fructose-1,6-bisphosphatase 1-like. The record is from RefSeq and is a predicted model, not a curated record. Gene Ontology annotation, cellular component: cytoplasm; cytosol. NCBI's taxonomy places the organism in Eukaryota, Metazoa, Chordata, Actinopteri, Clupeiformes, Clupeidae. Gene Ontology annotation, biological process: fructose 1,6-bisphosphate metabolic process; fructose metabolic process; sucrose biosynthetic process. Gene Ontology annotation, molecular function: fructose 1,6-bisphosphate 1-phosphatase activity.
CCGGGCUUCACAGCAGCCUCCUCUCCUGCCGGUCUGUGUGAGUGACGUGCGUACACACAGACACACACACAGAAGUCACACACCGGCCUGGCCUCUCGUCUCUGGGACCUGACUCCACACCAGCAGCGGCAUCAUGUCUGACCGAGGCGCGUUCGACACCAACGUGAUAACUCUCACCAGGUUCGUCCUGGAGGAGGGCCGCAGGGCCAAGGGGACAGGAGAGCUCACCACCCUGCUCAACUCCAUGUGCACGGCCAUCAAAGCCAUCUCCACUGCUGUGCGGAAAGCAGGAAUCGCCAAUCUCUACGGCAUUGCGGGGAGCACCAAUGUGACAGGAGAUCAGGUGAAGAAGCUGGACAUCCUGUCCAAUGACCUCGUCAUCAACAUGAUCAAGUCUUCCUACACUUCCUGUGUGCUAGUGUCUGAGGAGGAUGACAGGGCCCUCAUCGUGGAUCCAGAUUCUAGGGGGAAGUAUAUUGUUUGCUUUGAUCCUCUGGAUGGCUCCUCAAAUAUUGACUGUCUUGCAUCGAUUGGAACCAUAUUUGGCGUCUACAGAAAGAUGACAGAUGAUGAGCCCAAUGAGAAGGAUGCUCUGCAGUCAGGCAGACACCUUGUGGCUGCAGGCUAUGCCCUCUAUGGAAGCGCCACCGCGCUGGUGCUCUCCACAGGUCAAGGGGUCAACUGCUUCAUGCUGGACCCGGCCAUUGGGGAAUUCAUCCUGGUAGACCGUGACAUCAAGAUGAAGAAGAAGGGGAAGAUUUACAGUCUGAAUGAGGGCUACGCCCAGCACUUCUACCCAGACGUCACAGAGUACCUCCAAAAGAAGAAGUUUCCUCAGGAUGGUAGCGCCCCCUAUGGAGGACGAUACGUGGGCUCCAUGGUGGCAGAUGUACACAGGACUCUGGUGUAUGGAGGCAUCUUCCUGUACCCUGCCAAUGAAAAGAGUCCCAAGGGCAAGCUGAGGCUGCUGUAUGAGGGCAACCCUAUGGCCUUCAUCAUGGAGCAGGCGGGUGGCAUGGCAACCACGGGUAGCAUGAACAUUCUGGACAUUCAACCACAGACAAUCCACGAGCGCUGCCCUGUCGUAAUGGGCUCGCCUGACGAUGUACAGGAGUACAUUUCCAUCUUCAAGAAACACCACACCAAGUGAGGCGGAAGACAAUCUCUUCCCAGUCCAAACACACCCUGGCAUACACACACACACACACACACACAGUCAUAAGCUGAGACAAAAUACGUAAGAUUAGACAGAUACCUGCUUUGUAGUGUAAAGGCUCCUGACAGUGUGUGUGUGAGGCUGUUGUUUCACUCUAACAUCUCAACAGGCUUGUCACCAAGGCUGUUAUGAGCACUUUGCUGGCCUUGGUGUCCAGACAGCUUCUGUGUUCCUGUGCUUCUUACUCUCUAAAUGAAAGAUAGAUGUUUUUCAAAUAAAACCCAUAAAAGUAA